AUGAUGUCGAGUCAAGGAGAGGAGGUACUUGAUGGAUCGAUUAGUGUUGAUGGAGAAACUCAAGCGAACUCUGUGGAAACAAGAGGAGUAGCGUCGUGGCCCGAAGGAGAGGCGACCAAGGCGCAGGGCGCUGAGGUCGAGGCUACCCAAGCGUUGGGCCUCGUGUCCAAGGUGACCCAGGCGCUGGGCAUUAAGGUCGAGGCGACCCAGGCGCUGGAUGAGGAGCUGCUGGGCAAGACGCCGUUGGGCAAGGCGUCGAGUGCUAAUCGCUAUGAAGGAGUGCUAUUUGGUGAUGAACACAGGCAUGGGAGCCCUCGAAUGGCUUUGACAGGGGCUGGACGUGGCUAG
Messenger RNA from Ilex paraguariensis (yerba mate), 348 nucleotides. The record is from the annotation of a GenBank genome assembly. NCBI's taxonomy places the organism in Eukaryota, Viridiplantae, Streptophyta, Magnoliopsida, Aquifoliales, Aquifoliaceae.